UACGUUCCAAAAAUAACUAGUUAAAAUUAAAAAUUAAAUCAUUUAAAAUUAACUAAUUUAAAUUAAAAGUUAUUAACUUUUUAACUUUAUUAUUAACUUUCAACUUUUUAACCAGUUACUAUCUAACUCUGGCUCUAUAUGAUAUAAUUAUUAAUAUAGUUUAGUUACUUCUGACUAGGUAUUUUUUGAACCAAUCUUAUUUGAUGCUUUUUAAACAUGACUUGUAUAUAUUUUCAACAAUCUCCUCUUUCUACUGACAAAGGUUGCGGAGGGCGGACGUGCUUUCUAACACGUCUCCCAAAACAAUACUUCACGUUCACGCAUUAAUACUCAUAGACAUCUAAUGUACUCAAAGUAACUUAUACAAGGUAUUUUUAUAUAUUUUUAAUCAAUCUAAUUAUUCAUUAUGUAAUCGGAGAGGUGUAAAAAUGGGUUACUUAUUAAUUUCUUGGUAAUUUCGAAUUACACUUGAUAAGGGCCAGAAAUCGUCUUUUGGCUUUUAUCAGGAUUUUUACAUUUAUUUGCCAUUAUUUUGUUCAUUAAUGCUUUAAUAUUAUCUUUUUCUUUUUCUUUAAAAACUUCUGUUGCAUAAUCUGAAAAUGGUAAAUUUUUAAUCAUACCUCAAAAUUGUUUCAUAUACAUUAUAUAAUAUUUAAAAAGACAGGCCUGGUUUCGAAUUUACCAAAUUUGGUUUCAAAUCGAAAAGUCGAUUUUUGUAUCAUAAAACAUUUUUAUAAAAAAUUUUAUACAAAAAGAGCUUCCCAAUCAUUGGGUGUACACACUCAAUGUUCGAGUAUAAACACUCAAAUCUUUGGUGUAAAUACUCAAGAUUUGAGCGUAUACAUCUAAAACUCCUAAAAUCGAGUAUGAACACUCAAUUUUGAGUGUAAACCCUCAAAAUUAAAGUGUUUUUUUUUCCGUAAGGAUAGACCAUAUACAUAUGGCUAUAUAAGACUAUACUUAAAUAGGAUUUACAAGAAUGGUAUAAUUACAUAUUCUCAUAUAUGGCCAUGUAAGAUCAUUUAUGAUUGCACUUUUAUUUCUUAUAUGACGAUAUAUAAACAUAUAUAAAUAUAUUUAUUAAUAUGAACAAAUAGGAGGUAUUUUUUCCCGGGUAGUGUUGCGUCGAGACGCUUUCACACACACACACACACACACACACACACACACUUUCUCACGGAAAGGAAACUAGGCGAGAUCUCGUAAGAACACCAACUUUAUUAAUCGGAACGGAAACGGAUUUACAAAGAGUCCUCCGCGGCAGGAGUUCGGCACAAAACUGACUUACAUAGAUACAUUUGUUUAUAAAUAUUCUCCAGCAACCGAUAUCGAUCGGUCCUACAGCUGACUGGCGGCGCGGAGGAUACCGGGCGACACGCGGCGCGUAACAAUAGUAUGUGACCCCUCUGCAGAUAUACACACAUACCAGUAUUCCUAACAAUUAACAAAACCAGAGAGCAGCUGCUGCCGUUGCCCCGGGCUGCCUGCUCCGAACGGAGCAAUCGUUACAGCUCUAUAACUCCGUUCCUUUCAAUCAGAUUAGCUUGAAACUUUCAGGGAAUAUUUUUGAAUUGUCUUACUUUUAGGAAAUAGCAAAAUUGAAAAAUCGAUUUUUGUAAAUUUACUGACUGCCACUAGCCCCUUAAUGCAAUACCAUUUUAGGUUUUGACAAGGAGAGAUCAUAUGACGGUUUUCGGACACGCGCCAUUAUCACUCACGCUAAAUGUGCGGCCAUUAUCAAAUACAAUCUGUUUAAUAUUCAAUUUCUGUCUGGAAUUUUAUAUCCACGAAAAUCAAACCAGCUGUGUCAAGUCAAAUUAAAACGUCAUGAUUCAUUAGCGUGUCGCGAUUAUGGCAUAGGAAAAGGGUUGAGGUCACUUAUUCUCGCCGGUCGCAUGCACGUGAGAGGGAUGCAUAACUGGAGGGGGAAAUUCGGCUGUGGUUGGUGGGGUGUAAGAGGGGUCUAGCCGGUCCAGGAACCAUGGACUAGGCAUAGCUCUCCUCGUGGAUCAUGAACGCAAUGCCGCAGUGUCACAAUGACCUCCGUGUCGUUAACACGGAGGUUAUUAUGAUACUCCACAAACUGUGAUCACGUGAUAAACGUUCUCAAGUGAAACUCGGUAAAAUUGUCUCGUGUGCAAUGUUAGCAACAUUUCUAUUUGCCGCGACGCUCGCCGUUGCGAGGAUCCAGGCUAGCCAAAUGACGAUGGAGGUUAAGCUACGCAAUAUUCACCUGACCAAGAUAAAACCUUGUUUGUCCUCCUCCGGUAACAUCGGUUGCCGGACGGUUCUCUACACUGCAAAAGUAUUUUAUUUUAAAACGCUUAAAAUGUUCAAAUCCUUGUAGUCAUCUUAAACUUUUUUUCGUCUCCCCACGAUAAAAAUAUUAAAAUUAUCACGUAUAGCUAUUCGAUAUUUUACGUAAGCAGCUCUACUUAUUCGUUUAUUAUUUUUCCGUCGUAAAUUAUCAUGCCAAUAUCUUGAUUACCAUAUGGAUAAUGCAACGGAUAAAUGGUUCACGAUUCCACGUUUGGAUUCAUUGUACUGAUUUGUUGUAACGUUUUGUUAUUUUUAUUAUAAAUUGUUACAUAAGUUUCUGGAAUUUCUUUAUUUGCUGUGGUAGAAAAAACAGCUGGAACUUCAUUUACCCUUUGAACAUUGUAUCGACUGCGAUCGAUGCCUUGUUUUGUUAAAAAUUCUAAUUAUAAUUCCCGUAUAAUGUAAUUUUCACUCAUUUACUGCUGUGCUUGAAUUUCUUCGUGUAUCAUUCGAUAAAACUGGGCAAAAAUAUUAUUUGUUUACAUCGUGUUAUUUAUUAAAUGUAAAAUUUCUUUAUCGAGAUUGGAAUUUUGAUGUAGUCAAUAUUCUGUCGCUUUAUUAUUAUCUACGAUAAAAAGUUGACCAUACCUUGGCAUUUCAUUUGGUGAGGGAUAUAACGCAGUAUUAAAUUGAUAAUAAAUUUGUUCUUGAAUUUUAAAACAAUAAGGUCCGCGUCCUUGUGUGUCAAAAUCCCAAAUAUAUUUGCAUUAAACGAUGUGAAUGAAAAUGUAUUAUUAUAACUUCAAAUACGAUUAUAAAAAUGGUUUGAUUUUGGAUGAUUCCCAGUAAAUAAUUUAUACAUAUAAUAGUAAAAGUAAUUAGAAGCAUUUCAGUUUUUAGUGCAAAAGAGUAUUAAUUAAUUUUUAAAUAUUUUUAAAAAGAAAUCUAUUACACAUAUUCUUUUAUAUCUACAUUAAGUUUACAUCUACAUAUUUAGUAAAUAUCUAUAAAUAUUAAUUAGGCUAAUUGUUAAUUUUUAUGUUGUGUAAAAAUGAAACGCAUUUUUCAAGUGAGCUGAUACUUUUCAAACAAGUUAUAGACUUGAUAUUUCAAACAAAGCUAUAGACUUUAACUUUUGUAUAUAUGUGAGUUAUAUAUUUGUUUAUUGUGUGGUUUGCCGAAUAUUGAAACAUUUCUAUCAUCUGAAAUAAAUUCCAAUUUUAAUAUAAUUUUGUCCGAAGUACUUUUAGAUUUUUUUACUGAAAAUUAGUUGCCGACUAUUUUUGUGCGAAAAAUGGAAGCUAGUUCUAUUGUCAAAUAAAAAAUUCUAAAUAAAUUCUAAUUUUUUAUAUAACUGAUAUUUAUUUUUUUAAAUUGAAAAUUGGUUGCCGAGCCUAUUUUUAUGAAAAAAAUUAAUUUAUAAUUAUAAACCCAAAUGAUUGUACGGAUUCAACCAUCCUUGUAGUAAAAGUGAAAAAUUUCUUUAAAUAUCUUUAAAGAAAAAUGUAUAUGUUGCUUCCAUCGUACUUGUUAAGCAAUAAAAUUAUUGACGAAUCCUUAUUACAUAAAAUUCAAGUAUUAAUUAGUAUUUAUAUUUGUUUCUUUGCAGGUUCAUAGAGACCUCAUAGACACAACAUAGAAAUGACUAUAGAAAUGACAAAAUGCGAAUUUCCUACAAAUUCAUCCCACAUACAAUUUAAAGAACCACAUGAAGUCUAUUUAGAAUUCCGAUUUGAGUCCGCCCGUUUGAAAAGUUUCAAGGACUGGACGUUGUGGAUGAACCCAGAAAUACUUGCGGCAGCCGGAUUUUAUUAUACAGGCGAUGGUGACAAGGUGAAAUGUUUCGAUUGUCUGAUAGAACUAUAUAAAUGGCAGGCAGACGACAAUCCAAUGGUCGAGCAUCAACGGUGGUCCGGCAGAUGUAGAUUUGUACGCAAUAUUCCAUGCGGCAAUGUGCCGAUCAGCACAAAUCCUAAAGUAAAUCCAGCACCGGUGCCUAAAAGAGUGGAUGUACGUAGAGCUUACGAAGACAUCUACAUGCCUUAUUCUGGUCCAGACUAUGAAAAUCAAGAGAUCGAAGAAAAAGUGAAUCAUAUAUUGCGAGAACUUGCGUCAGAAUCGAAACAUCCCGAAUAUGCCAGUUAUCCUGCCAGAUUAGCGUCAUUCGACAGCUGGCCUAAAGCAAUGUCGCAAACUACGGAAAAACUGGUGGCCGCUGGUUUUUAUUACACAGGAAGUAGCGAUGAGACAUUGUGUUAUCACUGUGGUCUAGGAUUGAAAGAUUGGGAGCCACAAGAUGAUCCUUGGGUACAGCAUGCUAAGUGGUUUAAGUAUUGUCGCUAUUUGAUCUUAGCCAAAGGGACGAAAUUUAUAAACAACAUUACUGGAAGAACGUAUAUUGGAACAGAAAACUUAUCGAACGUAGCAACUAUUGAAUUAGAUGAGAAAUUUAAAAAAGUUGAUGAACAAUCUGUUCGACAAGGACGCAAAAUUAUGCAAAAUUUUUGCGACAAGGACGCAAAAUUAUGCAAAAUUUGCUGCAGGAGAAAAAUACGAACUGCAUUUAUCCCAUGUGGACAUUUAGUAGCAUGUGAACAAUGUGCGAAAAAUAUGAAAAAAUGUAACGUAUGCCGUAAACCUGAACCUGAUGAUGAACUUACCAUACUAGAAUUCAUACUCAUAAUAUUUGUAGUCUUGUGUGUUGUAUUACUGAUAAUAUUAAAAUAUUAAAAAAUUUUUUAAUA
Monomorium pharaonis (pharaoh ant) is the source of this 5003-nucleotide messenger RNA. Its product is annotated as death-associated inhibitor of apoptosis 1. The coding region runs from base 3901 to 4989 and encodes 362 amino acids. NCBI's taxonomy places the organism in Eukaryota, Metazoa, Arthropoda, Insecta, Hymenoptera, Formicidae. Gene Ontology annotation, molecular function: cysteine-type endopeptidase inhibitor activity involved in apoptotic process; ubiquitin protein ligase activity. The transcript has 2 exons. Gene Ontology annotation, biological process: regulation of cell cycle; negative regulation of apoptotic process; positive regulation of protein ubiquitination. The record is from RefSeq and is a predicted model, not a curated record. Gene Ontology annotation, cellular component: cytoplasm; nucleus.